Messenger RNA from Octopus sinensis (East Asian common octopus), 570 nucleotides. RefSeq lists its product as uncharacterized. The record is from RefSeq and is a predicted model, not a curated record. The transcript has a single exon. Lineage: Eukaryota; Metazoa; Mollusca; Cephalopoda; Octopoda; Octopodidae. Bases 1 to 570 code for a protein of 189 amino acids.
AUGCAGGAUUCCUGGCUUAGCAGCAAAGCAGACAUGAUCCAGGGCUUUGCAGACAGAAAUGACAUGAAGAAUUUCUAUGACAGCUUGAAGGAAGUUUAUGGCCCUACUACUGCACGAACACUAUCUCCCCUCCUUAGUGCUGACGGGGCAACACUGAUCACCGACAAGGAAAAGGUAUUAGAGAGAUGGGGUGAACAUUUCGACAGCGUCCUGAAUAGGUCUUCCACCAUCAAUGGUGAAGCCAUCGAUAAGCUACCUCAAGUCCCCGUUGAGGAGUCAAUGGACGUCGCACCAACUUUGGAGGAAAUUCAGAAAGCAUGCCGCCUACUGUCCAGUGGCAAAACACCUGGUCCGGUCUUCAUUCCAGCUGAAGUAUUCAAAGAAGGUGGUAUAGCCUCGACCAGGAAAAUUCACCAACUAUUUCGGCUCAUCUGGAUGCACGAGACAGUGCCUCAAGACUUCAAGGACGCCUCCAUCAUCCACCUCUAUAAGCGAAAUGGAAACCACCAGGUCUGCGACAAUCAUCGCGGAAUUUCACUGCUGUCCAUCACAGGCAAGAUCCUGGCUUGA